Messenger RNA from Trichomonas vaginalis G3, 1704 nucleotides. Its product is annotated as spectrin binding. The record is from RefSeq and is a predicted model, not a curated record. Gene Ontology annotation, molecular function: protein binding. NCBI's taxonomy places the organism in Eukaryota, Parabasalia, Trichomonadida, Trichomonadidae. The coding region runs from base 1 to 1704 and encodes 567 amino acids. The transcript has a single exon.
AUGUAUAAUGACUUAGAAAGAUUCAUUGCACUCACAGAAGGAGAAGGAUUUUAUGAAGAUCAAACACUUCAAAGCAAAUUAUAUCCAUAUGAUAAUGAAUAUUCUUACCCCGAAUAUUCAUUAAUUGAAUUAUGCUGUUAUCAUGGAGCUGUUGAUUGUUUCAAGUUUUUAAGGACAAAAUUUGACACAAUAAUAACUCGAACAUGUCUAGAAUUUUCAUUUUUAGGAAGAAAUCCAGAGAUCAUGAGUGAAUGUUUGAAAUAUCAAAAACCAAAUGAAAAAUGCAUGGAAUAUGCAAUUAUCUCUCACAAUAUUGAUUUUGUUACAUUCCUGAUGAAUGAAUACAAUAUAGAGAUCAAUUUAGAAUUAUGCGUAAAAUAUAAUAACCUUGAAUCAUUUUUAGUUUAUUUCGAUCAAACUAAUGAUAUUAAUGAAUGCUUUAUUAAAUCGACGAAGUUCAAUAUUGCAUCCCUUUACGAAUAUUUCCUAUCAAAUGGUGCAAAUAUCAAGGAAAAAGAUAAUAAUGGACUAACCGCUCUUCAUAUUUCAGCACUAAAUAAUAGUAAAGAAACAGCUGAAGUUCUUAUUUCACAUGGUGCAAAUAUCAAUGAAAAAGGUAAUGAUGGACAAAACACUCUUCAUAUUGCAGCAUUUAAUAGCAGUAAAGAAACAGCUGAAGUUCUUAUUUCACAUGGUGCAAAUAUCAACGUAAAAGAUUAUGAUAGACAAACCGCUCUCCAUAUUGCAGCAUUUAAUAGCAGUAAAGAAACAGCUGAAGUUCUUAUUUCACAUGGUGCAAAUAUCAACGUAAAAGAUUAUGAUAGACAAACCGCUCUCCAUAUUGCAGCAUUUCAUAAUAGAACAGCUGAAGUUCUUAUUUCACACGGUGCAGAUAUCAAUGUAAAAGAUAUAUAUGGGAAAACCGCUCUCCAUAAUGCGGCAUUUAAUAAUAGUAAAGAAACUGCCGAAGUUCUUAUUUCACAUGGUGCAAAUAUCAAUGAAAAAGAUAAUGAUGGAGAAACCCCUCUUCAUAUUGCAGCAUUUAAUAACAGUAAAGAAACAGCUGAAGUUCUUAUUUCACAUGGUGCAAAUAUCAAUGUAAAAUAUUUAAACGGAAAAACCGCUCUUCAUUAUGCAGCAAAAUAUGAUAGCAAAAAAAUAGCCGAACUUCUUAUUUCACAUGGUGCAAAUAUCAAUGAAAAAGAUAAUAAUGGACAAACCGCUCUUUAUAUUGCAGUACUAAAUAAUAGUAAAGAAACAGCUGAGGUUCUUAUUUCACAUGGUGCAAAUAUCAAUGAAAAAAAUAAUGAUGGACAAAACACUCUUCAUUAUGCAGCAUUUAAUAACAGUAAAGAAACAGCCGAAGUUCUUAUUUCACAUGGUGUAAAUCUAAAUGAAAAAGACAUAUAUGGAAAAACCGCUCUUCAUAUUUCAGCACUAAAUAAUAGUAAAGAAACAGCAAAACUUCUUGUUUCACAAUGUUUAAAUAUCAAUGAAAAAAAUAUAUCUGGAAAAACCGCUCUUCAUUAUGCAGCAGAAAAUAAUAGUAAAGAAACAGCAGAACUUCUUAUUUCACAUGGUAUAAAUAUCAAUGAAAAAAAUAAUAGAGGAGAAACCGCUCUUCAUAUUGCAACACUAAAUAAUAAUAAAGACACAGCCGAAAUUCUUAUUUUACAUGGUGCAAAAUAUAAUAUUCUUAUAUAA